This is a messenger RNA of Linepithema humile (Argentine ant), 2961 nucleotides long. The record is from RefSeq and is a predicted model, not a curated record. NCBI's taxonomy places the organism in Eukaryota, Metazoa, Arthropoda, Insecta, Hymenoptera, Formicidae.
AUGGCAGAGCAUGGAAACGUUAAAAUCAACACCGUGUUCAACGGGGAAUUCAUCGCAGGCGACAAGACUGCCGUGAAGACCAUCGCCACCAAGAACCGCGAGCUAUUGCCAACAACCGAUGUACAAGAAUGGUACACGAAGCAUGUGGUUGACGUCAUCCUGGCGUCUCUGGAGGAGUUUCAAGAACGCGACAGCGGAUGGGCGUUGUCACGUAUCUUGGACCUCACCAUCAACGUCAAAUUUAAUCCUCUACGCGCGGGAUGCCACAUUCAGUUACCGCGGAAAAUUAUGCUAAAAAGGGCAGUGGUCAACGUGCAAUCGACGGACAAUGCGUGUUUCGCGUGGGCAGUCGUCGCCGCUUUAUAUCCGACGAAAAGAAAUUCGGAAAGGACGAUAGAAUACCCACAUUACUCGACGGUGCUCAACCUGUGCGGCAUAGAGUUCCCCAUAACGCUUCCGCAAAUAUCAAAAUUCGAAAAACUGAACACCAUCUCCGUCAACGUUUUUACUAUGGAAGACUCCAAAAUCAUCCCUUUGCGCCUCGCCGACGACAAGAUGGAGAAGCACGUCAACAUUCUCUAUGUGCCUGGAAAUAACGAGGCACACUUUGUGUGCAUCAAGGAUCUGUCUCGGCUAGUGUUUACACUAUUUCGAACAAUUGAGAAAUUAUCGGCGCACAGCGUCGACUGCGGCAAGAUAAACGACUGCGCCAUCGUUCUCCCCAGCGAGGACAAGUGGCUGACGUUCCGCAACUACAACCGGAAGGAGCGGCUCCCGUUUGUUGUAUACGCCGAUCUCGAAUGUACGCUCGAGAAGAAGGAGGGACAAAACCGUACCACAUACGCCUACCAACAUCACAAUGUGUUUAGCCACUGCACAUUACCGGGAUACACGUGGGACGCCAUGUUGAAGCACACGGGCAUCAAGUUCGAGUUGCUCACAGACAUCGAUAUAGUGCUGUUUGUCGAGCGCGGUAUACGCGGUGGUCUCAGCCAAUGCUCCAACCAAUACGCCGCCGCCAACAACAAAUACAUGUCAUCGUACGAUCCAUCGAAAUCAUCAUCGUACUUAAUGUACUUUGAUGUAAACAACUUGUACGGCUGGGCAAUGUGUCAACCGUUGCCCUAUGCCGAUUUUCAGUGGGUCGAAAAUGUCGCGAGCUUUGAUGUAAUGUUCGUUGCAUCCGAGUCGGCUACAGGUUAUGUACUGGAAGUCAACCUUACGUAUCCGGUGAAUUUUCACGACGCGCAUUCCGACCUGCCGUUCUGCCCGACGCGCGAUAAGCCGCCCGGCAAGCGGGAGGUUAAGUUACUCGCUACGCUGUGCGAUAAGCAGCGAUACGUCAUUCACUACCGUAACCUGCAACAAUGUAUUCGACACGGGUUGCAGGUUACAAAGAUUCACCGCGUAUUGCAAUUCGCGCAAUCUCCAUGGCUUCGAGGAUACAUCGAACUAAAUACACAUUUUCGGACACGGGCGACAAACGAAUUCGAGAAAAAUUUAUACAAAUUAAUGAACAACGCGGUUUUCGGUAAAACCAUGGAGAAUGUGCGAAAUCACACGGAUGUACGGCUCGUUACACAGUGGGAGGGUCGGUACGGAGCGGAGGCUUUGAUCGCGAAACCGAAUUUCCAUAGUCGAAGCGUGUUCUCGGAGAAUCUAGUCGCCGUAGAGUUGCGAAAACUCGAAGUGAAAUUCAACAAGCCGAUCUACGUGGGUAUGUGUAUCCUCGACAUAUCCAAGACCUGCUUGUACGAGUUUCACUACGAGUACAUGGCGCCUCUCUACCGCGACAAUUGCAAAAUUAUGUAUACCGAUACCGACAGUCUGAUAUACUUUCUACAAUGCGAGAACGUAUAUCACGAUAUGAAACGCGAUAUUUCAAAAUUCGACACGAGCGACUACUCCGAGGACAACGUUUACGGUAUACCGCGCGCCAACAAGAAAGUACCCGGUCUGAUGAAAGAUGAGAACAACGGCGGAAUCAUGACGGAAUUUGUCGGACUGAGGGCGAAGAUGUACGCGUUGAGAGUCACCGGCCAAAAAGACACCAAAAAGGUCAAAGGUGUAAAAAAGAGUGUAGUCGCCAGAACUAUAACGUUUGACGAUUACACUCGGUGUCUCAACGACGAAAUCGAGCUAACGCGGCGUCAAUCGUGCAUCCGCUCAAAGAUGCACGAGGUGUACACCGUGUCGGAGUCGAAGCUCGCGCUCACAAAGACGAAAUUGAGGAUGGGUAUGACAAAGGGAAAGAAGAAGAAGACCAAGAGGAGAACGCUUUCGACGGCGAAACGCGGUGGUAUGUUACCGUUGUUACCGCUCUUGGGAGUCAUCGGUUCGCUUGCCGGUGGAGCAGCGGGUGUUGCAAAGGCGGUGAACGACUCCAAGGCCGCGCGACGACAACUCGAAGAGAUGAAACGUCACAAUAAAGCUAUGGAAGGACGGGGAAUUUAUCUCGCUCCGUACAAGCGGGGCAAAGGAUUGAAGAAGAAGAAGAAGAAGAAAAAAAAACGUCGAAAAAACGAUAGAGAUGCCCGCGGGUGCCACCACCAAUCUACAGUUGAACGAAUAGCGAAGCGUAUGCGAAUACCGUAUUUCCGAGGUGUCUACAUGCGUAACGCUUUACCCGACGAGAUACACCGAAACGCGAGCGGUAUCGUGAAUUUGGACGAUGUCGACGGACCGGGCACGCAUUGGGUGGCGUACGCCAAGAGAGGCGAUCGCGCCGUAUACUUUGACAGCUUUGGCAAUUUGCAACCGCCGAAGGAGCUUACACGCUACCUCGGAGACACCGAUACAACGAUAACGUACAAUCGCACGGUCCACCAGACGUACGAUCAAACGAUCUGUGGACAAUUGUGUCUCCUGUUCCUCCGACAUUUAAGAAUCGAUCAACCAUCGAUCGACAUCAGUCGUCGAUGGAAUCUCGGCAAUGUCGCUGACGCUCAUUCUAAGCGGUAA